Molecule: messenger RNA, 2317 nt
Organism: Trypanosoma conorhini
Lineage: Eukaryota; Euglenozoa; Kinetoplastea; Trypanosomatida; Trypanosomatidae
Product: esag4
Exons: 1
Biological process (GO): cyclic nucleotide biosynthetic process; intracellular signal transduction
Source: RefSeq, a predicted model, not a curated record
GAAGCGGUUCGUGGAGGACUUCCGUGCGGAGAUGGUUCAUGAGGGCCUCAUGACGUUUCGGCUGUCAGAUUGCAAUGUUUCGAGCACGCAGGUGCCUCCGGUGUUCAGUGGGGCGGCCUUCCUAAUGAAUGAUAGCGCUGUAGCACAACGUGUGUUUGUCGACUUGGGCGCCGGCUUUGAUGUGGGGUGUGCUCUUGAGAGUAACUGGUGGGAGCGAGGUGGGCUCAGUGUGUUUCCUCUUUUCUCGACUCUCGGCAGUGCCCGUGCUGCCCUGCAGUCGGAGCUGCAGUCACGGCACGUUCAUGGGGUUGCGGGUGUUGUGACGGAGGCGAUGCUGGGCGUGGAGGGUGUGGCCUUCCUCGACCCGCUGCAGCUCGAGCCGCGGCUGAACAGGUUCCGCCGGCACGUGAUCCACCCGUCGCCGACGCUGGAGCAGCAGUUCUUCGUGCUUGCGGAGUACCUCCGGGACACGGGUGUCCACGCGGUGGUCCGCGGCGAGGAGGCGGCGGCGGUGGCGGAGGUGCUGCGGCGGUCGCUGGUGACGUUUGGGGGGUCGCUGCGGUCCGCGACGCUGCUGGCCGGCGGCGACGCGCUGGCGGAGCACCUGCCGGAGGCGGGCGACGUGUUUGUGGCGGGCCUUGCGGCCGGCGACGUCGCUGCGGCGGCGCGGCACGUGGCGUCGCACGACGGCGUGCACGUGUUCGUCGCGUUCUCCGAGUUUGCGCUGCUGCACGCCGACUUCGUCGCCGCGUUUGGUGGCGGUGCAGGCGGCGCCGACCGCGUUGUGUUUGCGACGAGCCUGCCGCACUGGGGCGACGCGAACCCGACGUCGGAGACCGCCCGGGAGUUCCUCGCCGCUGUGCCCAACGCCACGCAACGGACGCCGCUGGCGCUGAUGGGCUUCGCCGCCGCGCAGCUGCUGCGAACUAUUCUCCCCCGCAUGGACAAGGUGGGCGCUGAGCGGUUGGCUGACUUCUUCUACAAGAACGUUGCCGUCACCGUGAAGGACGUGCUGUACGGCUCCUUCGUUAACGGCACGGCGUGCGCUGCGGCUGCGGCCGGCGGUGCUGGGUGCGGCAAGAACCACGGGGCAACGCGCAUUUCUGUGUGGUCGCUUGCCCGUGCGCUGAACCCCGCCGUGCCCGUGCUGCACCCCGCCGUGACCCCGACGAUGGAGUACGCGAAGCCCGUUGCGCGCGGACUGACGCGACCGCAGCUGAUCGGCGUCGUCGUCGGCGGCGUCGUUGGCGGUCUGCUGCUUGUGGGCGUGGCGGCUCUGCUGCUGCGCUUCUGCCGCGACUCGCGCGACAACGCGAAUGCGCCGAAGGAGCCGACGGACCCCGUGACGCUCGUGUUCACCGACAUCGAGAGCAGCACGGCGCUGUGGGCUGCGUGUUCGGAGUUGAUGUCCGACGCCGUGGCGACGCACCACCGGCUGAUCCGCGCGCUGAUUGCGAAGUACCGCUGCUACGAGGUGAAGACGGUCGGCGACUCGUUCAUGAUUGCGUGCAAGAGCGUGUUCGCGUCGGCGCAGCUGGUGCGGGAGCUGCAGCAGGUGUUCGUGCGGCACGACUGGGGGACGGGCGCGCUCGACGAGGCGUACCGCAAGUUUGAGGAGGGCCGGGCGGAGGAGGACGCGAAGGAGGAGUACGUGCCGCCGACGGCGCGCCUGGACGCCGCGGUGUACCGGCAGCACUGGAACGGCCUGCGGGUGCGUGUCGGGGUGCACACCGGGGUGUGCGACAUCCGGCGCGACGAGGUGACGAAGGGGUACGACUACUACGGCGACACGGCGAACAUGGCGGCGCGCACGGAGGUCGUGGGGAACGGCGGGCAGGUGCUGCUGACGCGUGCGGCGUACAUGUCGCUGAGCACGGCUGAGCGGGAGCAGGUGGAGGUGACGUCGCUGGGCGCGGUGGCGCUGCGCGUGGUGCCGAGGCCGGUGGGGAUGUGCCGGCUGGACGCCGUGCUCGGGCGCACCUUCGCCGCGCUGCGCCUUGACCGUUUGAUGCCGGAGCUUGACGCCAGUGACUGUGACGGAAAUUCCUCCGAUUUUUUCUUUGCAGCACGUUUUAUGACGCCUCCGUCCUUUUCGUUUCGUGUUUGUCGGGCCCGUGCGUUCCCCGCCCUGCGUGCCGGUGUUCUUGCGUCGCUCUGCGCGAGGUGGCGCGUGCGUGGGGAUGAGCGGGGGGUAAUGUCCUGCGAUGAGCACUGCGGUGCGCUGGUGGAGGUGCUUGCGCGUCGUGUCAGCCGCGUUUAUGGCCGCAGCUUGGAGCCGAGAGCGCCGGUUGCUUUUCUGGGGUCUGCUGCUUCUUAG